Messenger RNA from Moneuplotes crassus, 1601 nucleotides. NCBI's taxonomy places the organism in Eukaryota, Ciliophora, Spirotrichea, Euplotida, Euplotidae. The record is from the annotation of a GenBank genome assembly.
GAAAAUGAGUGAGUCUAAGAAAUCUGAUAGGAAGCCAAAGUCCUAUAGCAGUACUAUGUCAGUCGAUGAUAUUGUCCAGAGGAUCAGUCAUCGAUCCUCUAAAAUUUCCAAUUCAACGUACAGGAAAUCUCUAUUCCCAGGUUCAACCACUAUUAAGGAAGAAGUGACUCAGACUCCUUAUCAGAGGAUGAGGAGCGACCUUACAGCCCCAGAGCCCAAAACCUUCUUCAAGGCAAAUACCAAAAGCAUGAAAUAAGGCAAGCUCUAAGCGAAAACAGAGCAUAAAACUCACUUAUUUUCAAAGAUUUCUUAAAAGAGUCGGGUCAGACUUCUUCACCAGAAAGAGGGAGCGCCAUAAAGAGAUUUAUAGCGAUAUGACCGACUCUAAUGGGAACGAAGACAAAUAAAAAUAGUAAAGUGAUCCCUCCCCCACCAGAAUAUUCAGGGUGUGAGAAAUUAUUAAAGGAAGUGUUCAAAGAGUCUGAAAAGAUAGGCACAAAUUUUGAGAAAUAUUACGGGCCGUACAAUGCUGGAGUCCAUUUUGACAAAUAUAUGUCGUUCAAGCAUUCGAAGUGAAAUCUGGAACAAGACACCACAUUUAUGACCCUCCAGAAAUGCCCCCUCAAGAGGUUGAUGCAGAUGCUAGGGGUCGAAAACCAGAAUGAUCCUCGGCAAAAUCGGAUGUUAAAUCAGGACACAUGGGGGCGAAGGCAGAACAAAAACACUAUCCGGAAUAUUAAGACAGGUAGUGGUAUUGGAAGGCUUGGAUCUGCUCGAAAAUAAGACAAUUAACAAAAGUCUCAAAAUAGUGACUUCUAUUAAAGGAGUCAAUUAUAAAAACAGGUAUUAUGGAACAAGAGAAAGGAAAUAGAAGCAGAUUUGGUAAAGGAAAAACUGACCUAAAAGCAUCCCAAUCAAAGAUAGAAGAAGAGGAGCAAGAAAUCGCUAUAUCCGAAAAAUCCUCACAACACAAUUUUUCCAAGCGCAAACCCAAUAAACACAUCUCCCACCUCCCCAUCCCCAAAAACUCCCUCCUUCCCAAAGUCCACAUCACCAGUCCUUCCUACCUCUCUCCCACUCCCCACUCCAAGCACCCCCUCUCCCACCCCCGAAAACCCACCAUCCCCAACCCCAAGCCCAUCACCCUCCUCAACCCCAUUCCCAAAAAUCCCCCUCAAAACCGCCUAAAAUCCCUAAACAGCCCGAAUAAAAUUUUCUUCUCUAAUUUUCCUCCUAAAAAUCCCACUCAAAAAUACUCGAAGAAAUUUAAUAAGUCGCCGAAAAAAAUCAUGGGGAAAAGGUGACAGUUUAGAGAAGUAAAGUCACCUAAAGUUCAUAAUUUAACAAAGAAAGGUCAUUUAAGCGAGAAUUUUGGCACAAUAAGGCCAAAUCAUAGAAGAUGAUUCUCUGCUGGUCCAAAAAGACCGACCCAGAAGUGUCUCUAUAAAACUAUGAAGCAGAGGGAUGAACUCAGGAUUAAACGCAAGCUCAGGGUAUACAAGAAGAUUGUGAAGGAUAUCACUAUGGAAACUAUUGGAAUGUAAAAAGUAUCAGAAUUCUUAGACUUUAUUGACGAGUCAGCUUCAACGUUAUUCUAGCUG